UCGUUUAUUAAACAACUUGUACACACCACCAACCAAACCAAAAAAGGUGCUAAACGGAACUGAAAAUCCAAAUUCGAGAACACACAAACUCGGAGAAGAAGAGAAGAGAACCAUUCCUUCUUCCUUCGUUUACUCUCUGACAUCUUCAAAUCUCCUAAACCCUAAACCUUAAUUGCCCCGAAUUCGUUGUUGGGAGAUACUUACUGCUUUGAGUCAGUCAGAGGUGGUUUAUGUGAGGUAUUGCUCUGACAUAUACAUACAAAAAUGGCGUCUCUGGGUCUGUCGUUUCCUCCCGCCUCCAAAACGCCGACGUAUCUAGCCUCUUCGUCUUCAUCUUUCUUCUCUCACUCUUCUCUAUCACUCAAGACCUCUCUGUCUCGCUCCCGGAACUCUGUCUUCGCUUCUGUUGUUAAAUGCGAUAUGCCAGAGUCAUUGAAUGUGGGAAACGGGAAUCCAAGUAUCCCAAUUAUUAAUGAGAGGACACUUCCAAAGUUCUUGGAAUCUGCAAGGAUGGAGAAAUCAGUCAGUAGAACCAAUACAAGGCUGAAGUUGUUCUCUGGUACUGCAAACCCUGCCCUUUCUCAGGAAAUUGCUUGGUAUAUGGGAUUGGAUCUUGGGAAGAUUAAUAUAAAGAGAUUUGCUGAUGGAGAGAUCUACGUUCAGUUACAAGAGAGCGUUAGGGGAUGCGACGUGUAUUUGGUGCAGCCUACUUGCACUCCCACAAAUGAGAACCUCAUGGAGCUUUUGAUUAUGGUAGAUGCUUGCCGGAGAGCAUCAGCCAAGAAAGUAACUGCUGUGAUUCCGUAUUUUGGAUAUGCAAGAGCUGAUAGGAAGACACAAGGGCGUGAAUCCAUUGCUGCCAAAUUGGUUGCAAAUCUUAUCACCGAAGCUGGUGCAGAUCGAGUUCUUGCAUGUGAUCUUCAUUCAGGACAGUCCAUGGGUUAUUUUGACAUUCCAGUCGACCAUAUUUACUGCCAGCCUGUGAUACUUGAUUAUCUUGCUAGCAAGUCAAUUCCCUCAGAGGAUUUGGUAGUGGUUUCUCCUGAUGUUGGUGGAGUAGCCAGGGCACGCGCUUUUGCAAAGAAAUUAUCAGAUGCACCACUUGCCAUUGUCGAUAAAAGGCGUUCUGGACACAAUGUUGCUGAGGUCAUGAACCUAAUUGGUGAUGUAAAAGGGAAGGUUGCAAUAAUGGUGGAUGAUAUGAUUGAUACCGCUGGAACCAUUGUGAAAGGAGCAGCUUUGUUACACCAGGAGGGUGCUCGGGAGGUCUAUGCGUGCUGCACACACGCUGUUUUCAGCCCGCCUGCAAUAGAGCGAUUAUCAGGGGGAUUGCUUCAAGAAGUGAUAGUGACAAACACAUUACCAGUAGCAGAAAAGAAUUACUUCCCACAGUUGACAAUUCUAUCAGUGGCUAAUCUUCUGGGUGAGACCAUUUGGCGUGUCCAUGAUGAUAGUUCCGUCAGUAGCAUCUUCCUCUGACCACCUCUCUCAUUGCCAACCAUUUGAACGGAUUCUUGGUUUUUGUUAGUCGGGUGAAGGGUCGGUUUAGAAAAUUUAUCCCGGUUUAUGUUCUAACCGGCAAGCUUCACCAAAUUUGCUUGCUUUUAUCUUUUUGAUAGCUUUUAGGCUUCUUCUUAUUUAGUACUCCACAUCUCAUUAUGGAUACACCAAUUUGUUCUUGAACCUAUUUUUGAUUAUGGUACGUGUACACAAGCUUAAUAUAUCAAACUUCAUUUACCA
Messenger RNA from Camelina sativa (false flax), 1740 nucleotides. RefSeq names its product ribose-phosphate pyrophosphokinase 1, chloroplastic. The record is from RefSeq and is a predicted model, not a curated record. Gene Ontology annotation, biological process: purine nucleotide biosynthetic process; 5-phosphoribose 1-diphosphate biosynthetic process; ribonucleoside monophosphate biosynthetic process. Gene Ontology annotation, cellular component: cytoplasm; ribose phosphate diphosphokinase complex. NCBI's taxonomy places the organism in Eukaryota, Viridiplantae, Streptophyta, Magnoliopsida, Brassicales, Brassicaceae. Gene Ontology annotation, molecular function: ribose phosphate diphosphokinase activity; magnesium ion binding.